Molecule: messenger RNA, 1497 nt
Organism: Chanos chanos (milkfish)
Lineage: Eukaryota; Metazoa; Chordata; Actinopteri; Gonorynchiformes; Chanidae
Gene: irg1l
Product: immunoresponsive gene 1, like
Exons: 6
Coding region: 1-1497 (498 amino acids)
Biological process (GO): defense response
Cellular component (GO): mitochondrion
Molecular function (GO): aconitate decarboxylase activity
Source: RefSeq, a predicted model, not a curated record
AUGCUCUCAAAAGUACAGAGAUCUCUUAGACCCUUGUCAGCCCUGUGUGUCACUCGAGCAGUGCAUAAGUCUGCAUUGGAUGUGAUGGAGCGGCCUUCCUCUGAGGAGACGGUGACGAACAGCUUCGGCCGGUUCAUCCAGAGCGUGCAGCCCCGACAUCUCUCCCAGACGGUUCUGAGGAGGAGCAAGCGCAUGGUGCUGGACAGUAUCGGUGUGGGUCUACUGGGCAGCACCACCGAGGUCUUCGACUUGGCCCUCCAGCACUGCCAGCAUAUGUAUGCUCCUGACGACAUCAGCUCCGUCUACGGGCGACCCGGCACAAAACUAUCCCCAACCUUGGCAGCCUUCGUGAACGGAGUGGCGGCUCACUCCAUGGACUUUGACGACACCUGGCACCCGGCAACCCACCCGUCUGGAGCCGUGCUGCCCGCUCUCCUGGCCAUCAGCGACAUGCUGCCUAGCAACAGCAAGCCGAGCGGACUCGACUUCCUCGUGGCGUUCAACGUGGGUAUCGAGGUCCAGGGGCGGCUGAUGAGGUUCUCCAAUGAAGCCCAUAACAUCCCCAAAAGGUUUCACCCCCCCAGUGUGGUGGGCACUAUGGGAAGUGCCGCCGCCUGUUCCCGUCUGCUUUCUCUGGAGCGUGCCCAGUGCAGCCAUGCCCUGGCUAUUGCCGCGUCUCUGGCCGGUGCCCCCAUGGCCAACGCCGCCACGCAGUCCAAACCUCUCCACAUCGGCAACGCGUCCCGUCUCGGCCUGGAGGCGGCUCUGCUGGCGUCACGUGGCCUGGAGGCCAGCCCUAAGGUCUUAGAUGCAGUUCCAGGUGUGGCUGGGUUCAGUGCAUUUUACGAGGACUACGCUCCACAGUCCAUGAGUUCUCCGGCUGAGGGGGAGCCCAGGUUUCUGCUGGAGGACCAAGACAUUGCUUUCAAACGCUUCCCUGCUCACCUGGGCAUGCACUGGGUGGCAGACGCAGCUGCGUCCGUCCACGAAACGCUGGUGGGCGUCACGGCCGGCACCGUCUCCCCGAACUUGGUACGGGACAUCCUCCUGAGGGUGCCGCGCUCCAAGUACAUCGACCGGCCCUUCCCGGAAUCCGAGCACCAGGCACGCCACUCCUUCCAGUUCAACGCCUGCAGCGCCCUGCUGGACGGCGAGGUGACGGUGCAGUCCUUCACCCCCGAGGCCAUGGCUCGACCCGAUCUCCGAGCGAUGCUGUCCCGCGUGAGGGUGGAGCACCCCGGCGACAACCCGGCGAAUUUCGACCGCAUGUACGGCGAGGUGCAGGUGACGCUGGUCGGCGGGGACGUGCUGGUGGGCCGAUGCGACACGUUCUACGGCCACUGGCGAAACCCCCUGACCAAUGAGAGCCUGCAAAAGAAGUUUCGCAACAACGCUGGUGCAGUUCUGCCCCCGGACAGGGUGGAGGGGCUCCUGGAGGCUGUGGAGGGACUGGAGCAACUGGACGACUGCAAACCACUAUUAGCACAACUGCAGUAG